AUGAUGUCCAAAGAACUUCGGGAUGUACUCAUUUAUGCUUUACAAAAUCCCGAGCCCUUUUAUGCUCAUUUUGCUGAGGUGAAUAUGAAAGAGGCGUUAUACGCUAAACAUGUCGCCAAUGUUAUCUUCACUGAUGAAGACAUGUUGCUGGGAACUGCUCAUCACAAUAGGCCGUUAUAUGUGACUGGGACGAGUGAUGGAGAUAAGAUUAAUCGCAUUUUAAUCGAUCCUGGAUCCUCAAUCAAUAUCUUGACUUUAAGAACUUUGAAAAGUUUAGCUCUGAAUGUCGAUCAUCUGUCCUCGGAGAAAAUCGUGAUCCAAGGCUUUAAUCAACAUAGCCAAAAAGCUCUCGGGUCGAUCAUUCUUCCUAUAAAAUUUGGAGCAUUACGGACCGAAGCAAAAUUUUAUGUGAUAAAUGCAGAUACCUCGUAUAAGGCGUUAAUGGGACGGCCUUGGCUGCACGAAUAUAAUGUUGUCCCCUCUACUCUUCAUCAAUGUAUGAAAUAUAUUAAGGAUGGAGAGGAAUUCAGAGUUGAUGGUGAUAUACGCCCAUUCGGAGUGCAUGAGGUACGAUAUGAAGAUGCGAGAUAUUUCGCAGAAUCUGAAAAAGAUAUAAAGUUGUCUCGUGAACUCGAAGAGGGUAAAGUUCAGAGUGAUAAAAAAUCAUCAAAAGGGAAGAUAAAGAUUGAGGAUAAUAAAAAAAAUGCGAUUCCACACUUCGGAAGUGAUUCAGAAGAUUCUGAUGAUGAAGAACAAGUAAGGAAAAUGUUGGAAACAUUUUCUUUCAAGUUGAACAUGCCCUGGGGAGAAGACUCAUCAGAAGAUGAAGAGAUGUGCUCGACAUCUGAGUCAAAUAUGUUCAUAAGAACUCCUGAAUUGAUUGAGGAUUCCUUAGCUAUUACUAGGGUUCCAGAUGGAUAUAUAAAAUCUCUUCAUAUAAGCGAGCCAACAAAAGUGAAUGAUCUAAAAACCUUCUUUGUACCUCCUCAAGUCGAGAAAGUUAAAGGAAAAGAAAGAAUAAAGAAGGGGAUCCUUUUCUAUAAGUCAGAUGAUUAUAAACCCUCUGAUCUUAUCAAGCUUGAUAACUCUGAUGAAGAAAUAUAUGAAGAUGUCAACAUGCCAAAAUACUUUUCGAAGAAUCUCAAAAACAUGAUGAAUAGAUCGGGAAUUCCUGCAAGAAGGUCACGAGAUAAUCGAAAUUUUUUUCAGAAAAUGUGGAAUCCACCACAAAAAAGAGUUGUACUUCCGAAUGGGCGAACAGUACACACAAGAGGGUUAGGAUAUCAUCAAUCUACCCAGGUGUCCAAUAAAUCUCAGUGCUCUUCUGAGAAAGGUCAGCUCAAUCCCUCACCUCCUAUGACAGAGAUGACCUAUAAUGAUUCAUGUGCUAUACGACACACCUGCACUAUGAUCACGAUAAAGGAUAUGGAGCAGGAUGAGGAUAUCGAGCCACUGAAAGCAAAACUUCUGGAAUUAAAAGAUGCUCCACAAGAGCUUGAAGACGGGGGGCAAGCCACCGUUGAUAAGCUUAUAGAAAUAAAUUUGGGUAAUGAAGAGGAUCGAAGACCCACUUAUAUUAGUGCAUUACUUCCAGAAGAAGAUCAAGAUGUGUUGAAAGCACUAUUGAUGGAAUAUAAAGACUUCUUUGCUUGGACGUAUAAAGAAAUGCCUGGCUUAGAUCCAAGUGUGGCUGUUCAUAAACUUGCCAUUAGUCCAGAUGUGGCUCCAGUUAAACAAGCUCCAAGAAGGACAAGAGUUGACUUAGAAGAACAGAUCAUAACUGAGACUAAAAAGCUUAUUGAAGCAGGGUUCAUCAGAGAAGAAAAAUAUGCUGACUGGAUCACGAGCAUAGUCCCAGUGAAAAAGAAGAAUGGUCAAAUUCGCAUAUGCGUUGACUUUCGAGAUCUGAAUAAAGCAUGUCCAAAGGACGAUUUUCCACUGCCAGUCACCGAACUAAUGAUCGAUAAUACUUCAAGUUACGAGAUGUUUUCGUUCAUGGACGGUUCCUCUGGAUAUAACCAGAUAAAGAUGGCACCUGAAGACGAAAAACACACUGCUUUUAGAACUCCAAUUGGCAUAUACUGUUAUAAGGUUAUGCCCUUUGGUCUGAAAAAUGCAGGAGCCACUUAUCAAAGGGCUAUGACAAUAAUUUUUGAUGAUUUGCUCCACAAGGUUGUUGAGUGUUAUGUUGAUGACUUGGUGGUCAAAACUGUGAAUAAAGCAAAUCAUUUUGAAGACUUGAGAACAGUUUUCACCAGAUUAAAAAAAUAUAAUCUGAAAAUGAACCCUCUCAAAUGUGCAUUUGGAGUUUAUUCGGGCAAAUUCCUUGGGUUUAUUGUUAGACAUAGAGGAAUUGAAAUCGACCCGGCAAAAAUCAAGGCUAUCAUGGAAUUGCCACCUCCAAAGAAUUUGAAGCAAUUAAGAUCCUUUCAAGGAAGAUUGGCCUAUAUCAGAAGGUUUAUAUCAAAUCUAUCUGGCAGAAUUAAACCGUUUUCCAAAUUGGUGAAAAAGGAUGCGCCUUUUAUAUGGGAUGAUGAUUGUCAAACAGCAUUUGACGACAUUAAGAAAUAUUUAUUAAGUCCUCCAGUGCUUGCUGCCCCUAUUCAUGGCAGGCCAUUAAUUUUAUACACUGCUGCGCUUGAAGGAUCGCUGGGUGCACUCCUUGCUCAAAAUAAUGAAGAAGGAAAGGAAAGCGCUUUAUAUUAUCUCAGCAGGAUGUUGGUGGGGGCAGAAAACUUUUACUCGCCAAUUGAAAAGCACUGUCUAGCCCUUAUAUUUGCGGUUAAGAAAUUAAGGCAUUAUAUGUUGGAGCAUAAAAUCCACUUAAUUUCGAGGGUGGACCCACUUAAAUUCUUAAUGACAAGACCAGUUUUGACUGGAAGGUUGGCAAAGUGGGCUGUUAUACUGCUGGAAUUUGACAUCACUUAUGUCCCACAGAAAGCCAUCAAAGGUCAAGCACUUACUGAUUUCUUAGCUGCGCACCCAAUUCCAGAUGACUCACCUUUGGUCUGCGAUUUGCCCGAUGAGCACAUCAUGUUUGCUACGGACGACCAACCCUAUUGGAAAAUGUAUUUUGACGGUGCAUCCUCAAUUCAACCAGCUUUCAGUCCAAAUAUCCCUAAGAUUAAGGCCGGGAUAGGGUUAAUCUUUGUAACACCUGAAGGAGGCAUUUUAAGAUACUCAUUAGCCCUUUCUGAACCUCGCACAAAUAAUGAGGCUGAAUAUGAAGCUCUUAUUGCAGGUUUAGAAAUUGCGAUCCAGUUGAACAUACAAAAAUUGCAUAUCUUCGGAGACUCCCAAUUAAUCAUCAACCAAGUUGAAGGGGAGUUUAAAAGUACAUAA
Ananas comosus (pineapple) is the source of this 3342-nucleotide messenger RNA. RefSeq lists its product as uncharacterized. The transcript has a single exon. The record is from RefSeq and is a predicted model, not a curated record. NCBI's taxonomy places the organism in Eukaryota, Viridiplantae, Streptophyta, Magnoliopsida, Poales, Bromeliaceae. The coding region runs from base 1 to 3342 and encodes 1113 amino acids. Gene Ontology annotation, molecular function: RNA-DNA hybrid ribonuclease activity; nucleic acid binding.